Molecule: messenger RNA, 2982 nt
Organism: Cucurbita moschata (crookneck pumpkin)
Lineage: Eukaryota; Viridiplantae; Streptophyta; Magnoliopsida; Cucurbitales; Cucurbitaceae
Exons: 6
Coding region: 388-2478 (696 amino acids)
Molecular function (GO): chromatin binding
Source: RefSeq, a predicted model, not a curated record
UUUUUUUUUUGUGGAUUUUAGGGUUUAUGGUCUUCUAUUGUGGUUGGAUAUUUAAUUGAAUUGUUAUAAUUUAGGGUAUUUUGACUGUGGAUUUAGCUUCCGAUCUUGCCAUGAUAUAUCUAAGCUUUAGGAUUCAGUAGUAGAUUAUUCGCCCGUGGAUCAUUUGCUCAGUUUUUCCCUUUUUGACUUGAGAUCUAACAAUUUGGGAUGAGAAAUUCUGGUCUUAUGUAUCUUGGGUAAUCUUGAUGGACUGGUCAACAUUCAAGAACGGGUUGAUUUUGUGUAGUAGUUCUUGGGAUGAACGAUUCUGUGUCCAUUGGCUGUGUCAUGGACCUGUGCUCAUGUAAUUAGCAUUGAAGUUGAGUUUGGGUUCUUGUUGAUUCUUUUAUGCUGUUCUUGGCCAAAAUGAUGGGACAUGGUAACUAUUUUGUGGAGUGGAAGGAGCAAUUUGUUUCGCAAGAACGGGGAAACCGCGUGGUUCAUUAUUUUUUGAAGGAUUCUGCUGGAGAGUCUGUUCUUGCAGUUGUGGGGACUGAGAGAAGUGUCAGACACAUGUUUUAUGUUGUUGCAGACGAGUUUUUGCAAGCUCAUGGGAAGGAAAACUCUGUCCAUUCUGGUUUCAAAUGGAGAUCGAGGCGAGAGGUCGUGGAUUGGCUUACUUCUAUGUUAUCAAAGCAGCAUUCUCCUGGGGAUCAUUCUGUGCCUUGUAAAUGUGAUGCAAUACAAACACUGGGAACUCUUCAAUUUUCACAUAGUGGACUAGUUCUUCAACAAUCCGAUGUACCAGAUGAUAAAGUUCGGUCAUCAAGGAAUUCCAAGGGACUUGCAUCAGAUAUUGUAUGGUCUGGUGCUGCGUGGACCUGCGGUAAACGGCUCAAGCAUUACCCGUCAUUUUGCAGGAAUGGGACUUCAAUCGUGGUACAUUCUUUUGUUUAUGUCAUGGCUAAGGGAGAAAACCACUAUCUUGCUUACCUGGAGGACAUGUACGAAGAUAAGAGGGGUCAGAAAAAGGUGAAAGUGAGGUGGUUUCAUCAUAGUCAGGAGGUGAAAGGUGUGAUUGCAUUACGAAAUUCUCACCCGAGAGAAGUUUUUAUCACACCAUAUGUGCAGACCAUUAGUGUUGAGUGUGUUGAUGGUCCUGCAACAGUCUUAAAUCGUGAACAUUACGAAAAGUGUGUGAAUGCAUUUCCCCAUGAUUCACUUUCGAAAGUUCAUCUUUGCUAUAGGCAGUUCAAAAGCAACCGACUAAAACCCUUUGACCUGAGUAAGCUGCGUGGAUAUUACGAUCAGCCAGCCUUCUCUUGUUUGAGUCUCAAUGUAUUAUCAAAAUCUGAGCCCAUUUUUGAUAGUUUGACUGUGGAAGACGAUGAAGAUUUGGACCCAGAAAAUAGUGUUAGACCGAAGGUUAAAAGGAUGAGGAAUGCUACAGGAUGUAGAACAUUUGAGUUAGAAAAUGCAAAAGUUAGAAAGUCCGGUAGUCGUCGACAUAUGUUGACUCAUAAAUCUUGCAAGAAGCAUAAUUACAGCUUUUUAGGCAGCAGGUUUCUUUCUCAUAAGCAUGUUUUGGAGGAUAAUGACCCAGCAUAUGAUGUCAAUGAGAAGAUAGAAUUAUUGUGUCAAGAUAGUGGCAUUCGAGGCUGCUGGUUCAGAUGUACGGUCUUGUAUGCAUCGCCAAAACAUAUUAGAGUACAAUAUGAUGAUCUGCAAGAUGAGGAUGGCUAUGGCAACCUUGAGGAAUGGGUCCCUGCUUGUAAAGUUGCUCUACCUGAUAAACUUGGCAUGAGGCACCCUGGCCGCCUGAUUACUAGACCAGUCCCUCAAGAGCAAAUAGAGCUCACUCUCGAUAUUGGUGUUGCUGUCGAUGCGUGGUGGAGUGAUGGCUGGUGGGAAGGAGUAGUUACUGGCCUAGAUUCAGGCAAUGAUGCUGUGCAUGUCUACUUUCCAGGUGAAAGCUUAUUCUUGAAUGUACAUAGAACCAAUCUUCGAGUAUCAAGAGAUUGGUUCGGGGGCUGCUGGAUUGAUGUUGAGGCAAAACCUUCUAUACUUACAUUGAUAUCUGACCGUAAUAGAACAGACGACGAACGUUCCAAGUCUGUCGCCCAUGUCAAAUCCAGCAGUUUAGCUAUGUCAUGCAUUGACACUAAUGCUGGCACUAACUUUAGUGACACUAAAGAGGAAACGCUCGUGGAAACUGCAUUAGCUAGUCUUGAAAAGCUUUGUGAAGUAAAGGAUGGGCCGAAGCAGCCACUGUCGUCAUCAGAAGAUGACCAGAGUGAGGAGGAGGAUGUGGUUGACACGAAAAACAGUAGGCGUAAUUUGAAGGACGAUAAUGGAGGAGGUGAUAAUAGUAGUAGUGAUAGUGAGAAUGAAAAUGAUGAGAAUAGCAAUGGAGCUAAAUCAGAAAUGGAUUCCAUGGAUAUGGAAGCUGUAGAUAUUCAGAAAAUGACAGGUGAGUUUACUUAUAAUAAUAAUCAGUAGCAGUGUUGGUUUUCAUCAAGAAUGUGCACUUUUGUGUUUAUUCUAAGUAAGUUGUUGUAUAUAAGCUAAGCUAAGCUAACUUCUUUAGAUCAAUCCCUUAAUGUGUACAGAAUUGAGUGUCAAGUUCAUAUUGUUUAGGUUUAGUUGAAAGGUCUCAAUGAUGUAUCAAUACCUUCUUUCAUGGAUUAAUUAUUACUGUCUUGGAUUUCAAGGACAUAUAAUGUUGUAAUGUACAUUAAAACAGAUGAUUCUAAGAGUUCUUGUUUUCUCCUCUUCCUUGGCUCUGCAAUGGUGUCGGUGUCGGUGUCGGUAGCCGUGACAUAGCUUUUUCACAAAGUGAAAGAGCUCAUCACAGCUUUUAUUGUUUGGAAGGGAUAUCUCAAAGGAUUGUUGUUGACCUUUGUGAGCAAUAUUGAGAGAUGGUUGCAGGGUGGGUGAUAUGAUAGGCUCAACAUGUAUCAUCCCAAUCACACUGAUCUUUGUGAGAGUUGUAUCUUUAAUAUG